CUAGGCUCGAGCCAGCACCACCGAGCUGAUCCCCAGAGCUUCCACCCUCCAGAUGGGUAGGAAGCCUAAGCGUGGCAACAAGCGUGCCUUCGUCCAGAGAAUUGCUACGUCUCUCAAGAUCCAAUACAAGCAGGCCCUCUCGUUCGUGAACGCCUACUCGGACGCAGUAAUUCAAGGAGUUCGCGAAGAUGGCCGUUCGAUUCUCCCCAACAUCGGCUGUCUCUCCAGGGCGUUGCGCAAUCCACGGUCGCAGCUAGACAUCAAUGAGGCUAACAUGAGGUCGGGCGGUGGUAUGGCCCAGCGCAAGUACAAGAAGGCCUACAUCAAGUUCGCGUCCAAACAGGUGGUUCGCAAGAUGUUUGAGGAGGUCGUCGACGAGAGCACCUGGAACCCACAGAGCACCUUCACCUCGUCCAGAGAGCCUUCGCCUCCAGCAGCAGCGCCAGCCUCGACGAGUGGCCAGCCGUGAUCGUGGCCAAGGAGUGCCAUGAGUAAGUCGUCGAGUCACAAGGCUCGCCCAGCGGUGCGAAGGCACCACUUCGAGGAUACUUCAGCGUGCGUGGCAGACGGUCGCUCUUCAGCAGCGCGUGCUCGGG
Prorocentrum cordatum is the source of this 596-nucleotide messenger RNA. The record is from the annotation of a GenBank genome assembly. Lineage: Eukaryota; Dinophyceae; Prorocentrales; Prorocentraceae.